Ochotona curzoniae (black-lipped pika) is the source of this 1056-nucleotide messenger RNA. It is a transcript of the gene DPPA4, whose product is annotated as developmental pluripotency associated 4. Gene Ontology annotation, molecular function: chromatin binding. The coding region runs from base 1 to 1056 and encodes 351 amino acids. Gene Ontology annotation, cellular component: nucleus. Lineage: Eukaryota; Metazoa; Chordata; Mammalia; Lagomorpha; Ochotonidae. The record is from RefSeq and is a predicted model, not a curated record. The transcript is spliced from 8 exons. Gene Ontology annotation, biological process: system development.
AUGGAGACUGCGAGAGGCAAGGAGGUGGUGAGCGGCGCGGAGGGGAGAAGGGCCCUGAAACCAGGGCGUCGCGGCCGACGUCGAGGUCCUCUCCCCGGGGUCUGCAGACCUGCGCGACGUGACCCGGAAGACCUCGCUGGGCCGGAAGUGAGGGAGGCGCGGAGCCCCGCGGCGGAACAGCUCCCAGCCGCGUCCCGCGACCAGAAACCCCCCACAGGAGGCUCAAAGGAAGAAUGUGCAUUCGCUCAGCCAAGUACAUCUUCAAGAACAACAGAAAAGGAAGGGAAAAAACGAAAGAGAUCAAAGAAAGAUGACAAUGUUGCCUCCCAUAAGGAAAAGGCAGAGCGUAGUGAAAACCCAAAACCUCGGAAGAAGAUACCAAUUCCUCCGAUACCUACGACUCUGCCGCCCAUUGACCUGGUUCACAGAGACAUUUUGCGGGCCUGGGGUCAAGAGCUGAGGAUAAGCACUAAAGGGCCGAAAAUAGAUCUAUAUAGGCGAGUCUGUGAAUAUGCUUUCCCACACCAGAAGGAAAUUCCCACAACAGCAAAGGAGGUCAAGAUCAAAACACCAUCACAAAUAAAAGCAAAGAUGGAAAAAGAGGAACUGUCCCUGGAAAAUGGUACAACAGUGUACCCUGCUGGGACUGAGGCCCUGGAAGCGGCUCCUCCCCUCCUGGAAGGCGUGCCUGUGCCCCUGGAGGACGUGAACACAGUUGAAGUGACAACUUCUGCCCCAGAAGCGGUGCUGGCCUCUUGGGCCAGAAUUGUUGCUAAUUCUGGGAAGAGGAAAGCAGUAGAAACACUUCCAGAGGCUUCUGGUGAGAGGUGGUGUGUAGUCCACGGGAGAAGUCUCCCUGCAAGCAAGCGUGGCUGGGUUCAGCUGCAGUUUCACGCAGGACAAGCCUGGGUACCUGAGAAGAGAAAAGGAAGAGUGAAUGCACUCUUCUUGCUUCCUUCCUGCAAUUUCCCACCCUCACACUUGGAGGACAAUUUGCUUUGUCCUGAGUGUGUUCACAGGAAUAAGAUCUUAUCAAGAAGCCUUCAAUGGGAUUAA